This is a messenger RNA of Syzygium oleosum, 1970 nucleotides long. Its product is annotated as UDP-glucuronic acid decarboxylase 2-like. Lineage: Eukaryota; Viridiplantae; Streptophyta; Magnoliopsida; Myrtales; Myrtaceae. The transcript is spliced from 7 exons. Gene Ontology annotation, cellular component: cytoplasm. Gene Ontology annotation, molecular function: NAD+ binding; UDP-glucuronate decarboxylase activity. Bases 278 to 1606 code for a protein of 442 amino acids. Gene Ontology annotation, biological process: D-xylose metabolic process. The record is from RefSeq and is a predicted model, not a curated record.
CCCGUUUCACACUCCGCCUCAGACCCCGCCCCCCUCGCACUUCUUCUCGCCGGAGAAACAGUUUUCCGGCGACCGGCCGUUCUCUCUCUCUCUCUCUCUCUCUCUACCGAGAAGCCUUCGCUUCUCGUUCCGAUCUCGGGAAUUCCGGGCCUCCGAUCGCUCGACCGAUCGUCCCGAGAUCGAGCCGGAAGGGGAAAAGGCGCGAAGAAACGAAGCCGGACGGGCAGCGCGCUCGCGCGAGAGGGAGGGAGGGAGGGAGGGGGCAGGCGGAACCGGAAUGGGGUCGGAGCUGAUUUACCGGGGUCACGACGCGCAGCCGGUGCCGGACCCGUACUCACCGAAGCCCGACAAGCCGUGGCAGCCGGUGGCCCGCGCGAUCCGGUACCUGCUCCGGGAGCAGCGCCUCGUGUUCGUCCUCGUCGGCAUUGCCAUCGCCACGCUCCUCUUCACCGUGUUCCCCAGCGGCACCUCGACCCUCUCCGGGUACGGAUCCGGGGCCUACGACCCGAUCCCGGGCGCCCACGUGGCCCACCACAGCAGCUUCAACCGGUUCGAGAGCGAGCACGCGGUGUACCAGCAGCGCGCCGGGUUCGGGUCGGUGAGCGGGAAGGUGCCCCUGGGCCUGAAGCGCAAGGGGCUGCGGAUCGUGGUGACGGGCGGGGCCGGGUUCGUGGGGUCGCACCUGGUGGACCGGCUGAUGGCCAGGGGGGACAGCGUGAUCGUCGUCGACAACUUCUUCACGGGGCGGAAGGAGAACGUGAUGCACCACUUCGGGAACCCCCGGUUCGAGCUGAUCCGGCACGACGUCGUCGAGCCGCUCCUCCUGGAGGUCGACCAGAUCUACCACCUGGCCUGCCCGGCGUCGCCGGUCCACUACAAGUUCAAUCCCGUCAAGACCAUCAAGACGAACGUGGUGGGGACGCUGAAUAUGCUCGGGUUGGCGAAACGGGUCGGGGCGCGAUUCCUGCUGACGAGCACGAGCGAGGUGUACGGAGAUCCGCUGCAGCACCCUCAGGUCGAGACUUACUGGGGCAAUGUCAAUCCCAUCGGUGUCCGAAGCUGCUACGACGAGGGAAAGCGUACUGCCGAGACGUUGACCAUGGACUACCACCGAGGAGCCGGCGUCGAGGUGAGGAUUGCCAGGAUCUUCAACACGUACGGCCCUCGCAUGUGCAUUGAUGACGGCCGUGUCGUCAGCAACUUUGUCGCUCAGGCAUUGAGGAAGGAACCGAUGACCGUCUAUGGGGACGGGAAGCAGACAAGGAGCUUCCAAUACGUGUCUGACUUGGUGGAGGGCCUGAUGCGUCUGAUGGAAGGCGAGCAUGUGGGACCUUUCAAUCUUGGAAAUCCUGGUGAAUUCACCAUGCUUGAACUUGCUGAGGUGGUGAAGGAGACAAUCGAUCAGAGUGCAAAGAUCGAGUUCAGGCCAAACACAGAAGAUGACCCGCACAAGAGGAAGCCCGACAUCACAAGGGCAAAGGAGUUGCUUGGCUGGGAGCCGAAGGUUCCGCUCCGCAAGGGUCUGCCUCUUAUGGUAUCCGACUUCCGACAGCGCAUCUUCGGAGACCACAAGGAAGGGGUCACAUCUGGCAGUUCUAUGUCUUAGGUGAGCGCAUUAUACAGUGAAACGAGAUGGUGGGGGAAGGAUCAAGAGAAAUUGUGUGGGUCGGCACGCUAGAACUUCCCCCGGACCUAGAAAUCAUAAGUACCGGCACAGAUGGUAGCGAAGCAUGAACUCCUUACGUUCUCUGUGGAACUAGCUUUUUAGUGGCAUAAUCUCCGAUUCAAUAUAUUCACCAUCUUUGUAAUUUUCAUGUUACUAUCAACCGUGGAUUUAUAGAGAUGAAGUUUCUAAAUUCUUUUUUCAUUUGUCCUUUUUGGCCCUUUUCUUGCGCAUGUGAGGAAUGCCAUAAUACAUCUAGUCCUGUAAUUCUCUUCAGCUCCAGCAAUAUAUGACUGAGUUUCCUGUG